ACACCUAUGCGUAUAUGUGUUUAUAUUUAUAGACAUAGAAGGAUGAGUAUAAAAGGAUUUUGUCACAGACGAUUAGGCAUCAGUCGCUCAUUUGAUACCAAUCAAACCCAACCCAAACACUAAAGAUGAAAUUCGCCGUAGUCCUCGCUCUCGCCCUGGCGUGCGCCGCCGCCGCCCCCGUGGAGAAGGAGCCCACCAAGAUCGUGCGCUCCGAGUUCGACCAGCAGCCCGAGGGCAACUACGUCUUCAACUUCGAGACCGACGACGGCACCGCGCGCCAGGAGACCGGCGAGGUGAAGGAGGCCCUCGACGAGGACAACAAGCCGCACACCGUGGUCGUGGUCCGCGGGUCCUACACCUACGUCGACAGCGAGGGAGAGCCCCAGACCAUCACCUACUUCGCCGACGAAACCGGCUUCCACGCUGAAGGCAGGACCAUCCCCGUCGCUCCCGUCCCCAACCAAUAAGUGCGAGAGAAACAGAUGACAAUAAUGAUGACCAGAGCAAGACAAAUGACUCCGCUGAACCCUAGUUUAUAGUGUCCACUGCCAUACUUUUUAUUUAUGAUUUUCUGUUGUUAUGUUUUAAUGCGAUUGUGUCGUUAAUAAAACUACAUGAGAUUGAAGACCAAUUUAA
Plutella xylostella (diamondback moth) is the source of this 636-nucleotide messenger RNA. RefSeq names its product larval cuticle protein 16/17. Gene Ontology annotation, cellular component: chitin-based extracellular matrix. Gene Ontology annotation, molecular function: structural constituent of chitin-based larval cuticle. The record is from RefSeq and is a predicted model, not a curated record. NCBI's taxonomy places the organism in Eukaryota, Metazoa, Arthropoda, Insecta, Lepidoptera, Plutellidae.